This is a messenger RNA of Penicillium digitatum Pd1, 1131 nucleotides long. RefSeq names its product cation diffusion facilitator family transporter. Gene Ontology annotation, molecular function: monoatomic cation transmembrane transporter activity. Gene Ontology annotation, cellular component: membrane. Gene Ontology annotation, biological process: transmembrane transport; monoatomic cation transport. NCBI's taxonomy places the organism in Eukaryota, Fungi, Ascomycota, Eurotiomycetes, Eurotiales, Aspergillaceae. The record is from RefSeq and is a predicted model, not a curated record.
AUGACACAAACUAGGAAUGAUCAUGGCCAUAGCCACGGCCACGGUCACCACCACCACCACCAUCAUGAUAAUACCUACCUAACCUCCACAAACAAACGCGACGCUGGUGUUCGCAUUACACGUAUUGGUCUCGUUGCAAAUUUGUGUAUGGCGAUUGGAAAAUUCAUUGGCGGUUAUAUCUUUCACUCUCAAUCCCUGAUCGCCGACGCCUACCACGCGCUCACCGAUCUUGUCUCCGACUUUUUGACUUUGGGGACUGUCGCCUGGUCCCUGAAGCCCCCGAGUGAACGAUUCCCAAACGGGUAUGGAAAAAUCGAGAGCAUCGGUGCGUUAGGGGUUAGUGGGCUUCUGCUCUGCGGAGGAGUGUUCAUGGGUCUCAACGCGGGUCAGGUCCUGCUGGCUCACUUCUACCCUGAUGUGGCUGAAACAGUAGCUCAUUCUGGAAUUUUGGGACAUGGUCAUUCGCACAGUCAUGGGCCAAUCGGUCCAAGCAUUCACGCGGCAUGGAUCGCAGCAGGCUCGAUUGUGGUCAAGGAGUGGCUUUACCAUGCCACCAUGAAGGUUGCUGAAGAGCGCAAAUCGUCCGUGCUUGCAUCCAACGCUGUUCACCACCGCAUUGACUCCCUGACCAGUAUUGUCGCCCUUUUCACAAUCGGAGGAAGCUAUGUCUUCCAAGAUGCCACCUGGCUGGAUCCAGUUGGCGGAGUCCUGAUCUCCCUGAUGGUCAUCAAAGCCGGUUGGGGCAACACAUGUACCUCCCUUUUGGAGUUGGCGGAUACUACGGUUGAUGAGGAAGUGCGACACUCUGUGGAGGCUGCUGCCUCCAAGGCAUUGCAGGAUCUUGAAGAUGGACACCAAGUCAUCGUUCGUGAUGUACAAGGCAUGAAGUCUGGCCAAAACUACCUAAUGGACAUUGAGUUGGCUGUGCCGGGUGCCUGGGCUAUUAGUCGGUCACGACACAUCGAAGAAGCCGUUCGUCAAGCUGUUGGAUCCGGAGUUCGCGGCGUGAAGCGGAUCAAGGUCCGCUUCAUUCCGGCGGAAAAUCAGGAUCUCACGUUCUCGGAUGAGUUCGUUGCGCAGGAUAUUGGUGGUGACCCGGAGACACCUCAAGAUAUUCGGAAGCAGCAAUAG